Messenger RNA from Drosophila obscura, 704 nucleotides. RefSeq names its product selenoprotein BthD. The transcript has a single exon. Bases 123 to 563 code for a protein of 146 amino acids. The record is from RefSeq and is a predicted model, not a curated record. Lineage: Eukaryota; Metazoa; Arthropoda; Insecta; Diptera; Drosophilidae.
AAGCAGCAACCCAGGAGAAUCCUGUCGAAACCUGAGAGCUCUGCCUAAAGUUCUAUCUUGCACCUGUUCCCCUGGUUUCGGGCCUUACCACCUGCCCAGCCCUGCCCACCGUUCGCGCAACAAUGAGCGACCAGAUGCCACUGGACCCCCAUCAGCCGGUGCUGUACAUUGACCAUUGUUGCUUACGCGAAAAUUACCGGCGAGACGCAGUCCUGCUGCACGCCUCACUGGCGGAGGCACUGCGUGCCCUCUAUCCGCGCGUCGUUCUGCAGCUGCGGAUCAACGAGAACGGACCGGCGGAGGAGGGGGCCUUCGAGGUAGCGAUUGCCGCCACCCCCACCGUAUCCCCCGCCGACAGGAAGCUUAUCUGGACGGGUCUGCGGCGGGUUCCGUUCGCUUCAAAGGUGCCUCAUGUGGACGACAUAAUCACUUCGGUUUGCAAUGCUCUACAUUUGGUGGGGCAUAAUAAUAUCUCGAAGGAGGAAUUACACCGAAGGGUAAUGACGAAUCUGAGACGCAGCCGUAAGAUCCCCAACGAGGAGGAAAACGAAUUGCAGCCAUAAGAGAGGAAGGGAGGUGUACGGAAUGCGCAGGGCAGUGCGGAAACGUCUGGGGAACUUCAAAAUUAAUCGAGACAUAGGUUUACAUUUGGAAUUUUAGAACUUAGAGCACAUGACGUAAAUAUAUAUAGAAAAUAUUUAAAA